AUUCCAGGUAAUCUGACGGGCACAGGACCGUGCGUUGCAUGACCCACGGGGUGCAGGCUGCGGCUGCCAGCCUGGGGCACUGUGUGCAGCUGCCUCCUCCCUGGGGCGGGUGGAAAAUGUGCGAACAGCGGGGCUCAGCACGCUCAGGCGGCUGCGGUGGUCGGAUGGCUGGAGAUCCUGUCACCAGGUGCAGAUUUGGGUUUGGGAACCACAGCCCCGGAAUGGCAGGAUGUUUCACACCUUCCAACUUCCACCUGCUCAUUCUUGUUCCUGUGACCCCCGGGACCUCUGCGCCCAGGGGAUCCCAUGUUGUGAACGUAUCCAUGUCACAACAGAAUGAGUUUCCACAGUUUUCCACUGCUGCAGAAAAGCCCUCAGGGAUCCCCAGUUCUCUUUCAGAAACAACAGGAUGCUGCCAGUAUGUUCCUGUAGCUAUUCCUGGUGGGUACACGGAGACGGAAAUGAAUUCUGCCGUGAUGACUAAGGCAGUGCAUGAAGAGCCGUCGUCUUUACCUUUCACUGUCAAAAGUGCCGGGCUCAAAGCCUGCAGGCGAGUCGCAGUGGCACUGGAGCCAAGCCGCUCACUCGCGCCGGUGGGCUGGGGGAUGAAGCGCAGCGUCCGCUCUGCCUGCCCGGGUACCCGCACGUCUGCCGCCUUGCAUCCGUGGCAGGGAAAUACACACUAAGAGAAACUGGAUGUGGGAGAGCGAAACACUGCAAGACAAGAGCAGUUUCUGUGAAGAGCAGCUCUGUUGCUGCGAUGCAAACAGACCAGCACGGAAGGAAAGGCACAGCUUUCACUGGAGAGCAGUCACAGAGCAGUUUGGGAAGUUUUUUCCUAUUUACCUGGAGGAAUUUUGUUGCAUGUCUCAAGGAGACUUUUACAUUUCCUUUAGAAAAUAGGCUGCAAUCACCUGGAGAAAUGGUGUGUGAAAAGCCUAGGGUGGUAAUCAUCAGCGAGAUGAACAUCCGAAGUGAGCCACAGGCUACAUGAGCCUGUUUAAUUAAAGAUGUGAACAUU
This is a messenger RNA of Grus americana (Whooping crane), 1021 nucleotides long. RefSeq lists its product as uncharacterized. The coding region runs from base 39 to 686 and encodes 215 amino acids. Lineage: Eukaryota; Metazoa; Chordata; Aves; Gruiformes; Gruidae. The transcript is spliced from 2 exons. The record is from RefSeq and is a predicted model, not a curated record.